Molecule: messenger RNA, 1530 nt
Organism: Zea mays
Lineage: Eukaryota; Viridiplantae; Streptophyta; Magnoliopsida; Poales; Poaceae
Product: alpha-L-fucosidase 2
Molecular function (GO): hydrolase activity, acting on ester bonds
Source: RefSeq, marked provisional
UUCUGAUCCGUACGUGGAAGCGGUACGUAUACGUAGACGGAUAGAUACAUACAGUGUACACAGCUAGUACACCACGAGCGGUCAAGCGCCAUGGAUUCCCGAGCCCUGGGCACCGUUGGCCUCCUGCUCGUCUCCUGUUUCCUCCUCGCUGCCGGCGGCGCCCAGAGGUUCGAGGCCAUGUUCAACUUCGGGGACUCGCUGGGCGACACGGGCAACCUCUGCGUCAACAAGUCGGCGGCGAACCAGCUCCUGCUCACCUUCGCGCAGCCGCCCUACGGCAUGACGUAUUUCGGCCACCCCACCUGCCGCUGCUCCGACGGCCGCCUCGUCGUCGACUUCCUCGCUCAGGAGCUGGGGCUACCGCUCCUCCCGCCGUCGAAGCAGCAGGACGGCGCGGACUUCCGCAGGGGUGCGAGCAUGGCCAUCGUCGGCGCCACGGCCCUCGACUUCGAGUUCCUCAAGUCCAUCGGCCUCGGCUACCCGAUCUGGAACAACGGCGCCAUGAACGUCCAGAUCCAGUGGUUCAGGGACCUGCUGCCGUCCAUCUGCGGCGCCGCGCCGCCGGCGGAAGGGCAAGGCUGCAAGGACUACCUGGCCAGAUCCCUGUUCGUCUUCGGCCCCUUCGGAGGGAACGACUACAAUGCCAUGCUCUUCUUCGGGCUCACCGUGGAUCAGGCAAGGAACUACACGCCCAAGAUCGUCGACACCGUCGCCAGCGGCGUCGAGCAACUCAUCCAGUUGGGCGCAGUGGACAUCGUCGUCCCGGGAGCGCUGCCCGUGGGGUGCUUCGCCAUCUACCUCACGUUUCUCCCGAGCGACGACCCGGCCGACUACGACGGGCACGGGUGCCUGAGGGCGCUCAACGAGCUGUCCGUCUACCAGAACUCCCUGCUCCAGAGCAGGCUCGCCGCCCUCCAGGCAAGGUAUCCCUCGGCGAGGAUCGUGUACGCCGACUACUACACCCACAUCGACCGGCUGGUGCGCAGCCCGGCGCGCUUCGGCUUCACAACUGGCGCCGUCCCGGCGUGCUGCGGCGCUGGUGGCGGCAAGUACAACUUCGAGCUCGACGCGCGGUGCGGCAUGAAGGGCGCCACCGCGUGCCGGGACCCGUCGAGGCACGAGUCCUGGGACGGCGUCCACCUGACGGAGGCCGUGAACAGGCUCAUCGCCGAGGGAUGGCUCAGAGGCCCGUACUGCCAUCCUCCCAUUGCGACUCAGUCGAUAGCGUAGGUCACCCCCGGCCCAUGCGGGGCUGCGCCCAUGGUAAGACUGGCACGGGCCUUCCCUGACAUACAGUGGCAUGAUGGCGUAGUGUUGUACCGUAUUUACGAAGUGAAAAUCUAAAAGCUUAAAUCAUAAAAAAAAACUCCCUAAGCUCCGAUUUAGUAAGUUGCUAAAUACAUAUUAGGAAUAAAAUCCACUUUAGUCUCCAACAGUUUUCAAUAAAUAAUUUUAAAUUAUGCUAACUCGGAUUUUCUAGUUAUUACUUACAACUUUAAACUUGGUUUCAUUUGUACAAUAAAGUUUAAU